This is a messenger RNA of Myotis daubentonii (Daubenton's bat), 814 nucleotides long. RefSeq names its product multiple epidermal growth factor-like domains protein 6. Gene Ontology annotation, molecular function: protein binding; scavenger receptor activity; calcium ion binding. Lineage: Eukaryota; Metazoa; Chordata; Mammalia; Chiroptera; Vespertilionidae. Gene Ontology annotation, biological process: heterophilic cell-cell adhesion. The record is from RefSeq and is a predicted model, not a curated record.
GCCAAUCACUAUGGGAAGGACUGUGUCCAGCGGUGUUCCUGUGGCCCAGGACAGUGUGACCCAGUGACUGGAGAGUGCCACUGUUCACCUGGCCAAAUGGGAGCCAAGUGUCAGCAAGGAUGUCCCCAGACAAGGUAUGGCCCAAAUUGUGAGCUAAUAUGUACCUGUAAAAAUGGUGGCCUUUGCAAUCCUGUGGAUGGAAGCUGUACCUGUGGCCUUGGAUGGACAGGAAAUUAUUGUGAAAAAAAAUGUUUCCCUGGGUAUUAUGGCCCAGGCUGCCAUUUUACUUGCACCUGUCAGAACAGUGGAGUUUGCAACAGGUUUUCUGGAAGCUGUGAGUGCCUCCAAGGUUACUAUGGGAGAGACUGUGAACAUGCAUGCCUUCCUGGAUUUUAUGGUUUGAAUUGUGCUCACAUCUGUGACUGCAGAAACGGAGCCAGUUGUGAUGCAACGAGUGGACAGUGCAUUUGCCCAGCAGGUUUCCAUGGCAGCCAGUGUGAAAAAGAAUGUUCACCUGGAAUGUUUGGAGACAAUUGCCAGCAUCUUUGUGACUGUGAAAGCAAAAUCUCCUGCCACCCAGUAACGGGAAAGUGCCUCUGCCCACCUGGAAGAGCUGGAGCCAGAUGUGAAGCUGAAUGCAGGCCAGGCCAAUAUGGACCUAACUGCGCUCUGACGUGCCAAUGUGUCCACAGGACUCAGUGCAACCCGCUCAAUGGGAGCUGUACUUGCCCUUCAAAGAGAAUGGGUCCAACCUGUGAGGAAAACGUUUUGGAUGAUCUUCAAUAACGGAACACUAGCAGCUUUUCAGUGGGUG